This is a messenger RNA of Staurois parvus, 348 nucleotides long. NCBI's taxonomy places the organism in Eukaryota, Metazoa, Chordata, Amphibia, Anura, Ranidae. The record is from the annotation of a GenBank genome assembly.
UCAUGCUGCUGCCAAGUCCAGAGUCUCUCAUGGGUCCCUGUAUGGCCUCCCAUUGCUGCUGUCUCCAUCGCCACACUCUGCCAUGUGCCACUUUCAGGUCUCCUCACACUGCUGGUGUGUUGAAUUUUUUGACAUAGGGUGCUGGCAGAUUACGGGCCUCCCAUAGCUGCUGCCAGGCCCCUAAUCUGCCAUGGGCCCCUAUAUACCGCCUCCUCAUGCUGCUGCCAGGUCCAGAGUCUCUCAUGGGUCCCUGUACGGCCUCCCAUUGCUGCUGUCUCCAUCGCCACACUCUGCCAUGUGCCACUUUCAGGUCUCCUCACACACUGCUGGUGUGUAAAAUUUUUUGAC